AUGUCGGGUGGUGCGGCAGUCAAACAGUCACCUGCGAAAUCAAAACCUCCAAAGGAGAAGAAAGGGCAAGUGGGAUCAAGUGGGACUGAACGUCUGAAGACUGUAAUACGACGAUUACCCCCCAAUCUACCAGAGGACGUAUUCUGGCAAAGUGUGCAAAGCUGGGUUACAGAUGAUACUACGCUUUGGAAGAUGUUCUAUCCUGGAAAGGUUGGAAAACGCAUCAAUAAGGAAAACAUUCCCUCGCGAGCGUACAUAGCAUUUAGGAAUGAGGAACAGUUGGCUAUAUUCAGCCGCGAAUACGAUGGACAUCUAUUCAGAGAUAAAGCUGGUUUGUCUCGCCAACUUUCCCUUCACAGCGUGAUUGAGAUGUAUCUACCAGGUAACGAAUCACAGGCAGUAGUCGAGUUUGCUCCAUAUCAGAAGAUACCAACUGAGAAGAAGAAAGCAGACGCCAGGAAUGCAACUAUUGAAAAAGACGAAGACUAUUUAUCUUUCGUAGAAUCGCUGAAUGCGGCGAACAAAGCCGAACCUGUGUCCUUAGAAGCUCUGAUUGCGGCCGCACAGCCUCCUCCUCCACCUACCACCACGCCGUUACUUGAAGCUCUGAAAGCGGAGAAAUCGGCGCAAAAAGACAAGGAAGCUAUUCUGCGACACCACGCACAUUAUAAAGAUGGCGCGGUCGCUCUCACCCCUGCUAUUGCGAAAAAGGACGACUCGAAGAAGAAACCUGCGCCUACACCCAAACAACCAGAAACACCACAACUCAGUAAGAAGGCCGCAAAGAAAGCUGCUGCUCAAAAGAAUGCACAAGCAGCACAAAGUGCUGCUGCUUCUUCCGCGUCGUCUACUGUAAAACAAAUAGUUCCCGCUCCUGCUACCAAGCCUUCACGUCCUCCUCGCGAUCCAUCAGGCCGUCAACAGCAAGCCAAAACAUCCUUACCACCUGCUGUGUUGCCAGCAGUGCAAACUAACAUCCAAGUUACUGGUGCUGUUGAUGCUGCGGAAGCCAAUUCGCUAACGCCUACACCCCGCCGAGGCCGUCCGGUCAUUGGAUUAGGCCGCCAGUUCGAAGCAGCAUUGAGUGGAGCUGGUGUUGGGGUCGGAGAGCAGCGUAAACGUCGCGAGAAAGCUAAAGAACCGGAGGGCAAACUGCUCCCUUCUAACAGUGCCGGUACUCCACAGAAAGCCAAAGAAAGUGGAGGGACACGAAAAGAUGGGAAAGUUCCAUUGAAUAACGUGGUGGCUCCUGUAGCCAUUAUGCAAGCGCCUAGCAUACUGCAACGGAAUGAUGGCUCCAUGCCCCAAGGUCCGAUGAUAUUGCAACGCCCUCAGUCGCCGCGUGCGGCACCACGACCCGCUGAUAGUGCAGGUGUCGCAGAGAUACCUCACAAUCACGCUUCAGAUGUUGGCACUGGAAGAGGUGCGAUGAGGAGGGGGAGAGGCGGGAAAGGAAGGGGUGGAGCCCACCGCGGUGGCUAA
Serpula lacrymans var. lacrymans S7.9 is the source of this 1482-nucleotide messenger RNA. RefSeq lists its product as uncharacterized. Lineage: Eukaryota; Fungi; Basidiomycota; Agaricomycetes; Boletales; Serpulaceae. Gene Ontology annotation, biological process: nuclear-transcribed mRNA catabolic process, nonsense-mediated decay; positive regulation of translation. The transcript has 4 exons. Bases 1 to 1482 code for a protein of 493 amino acids. Gene Ontology annotation, molecular function: mRNA binding. The record is from RefSeq and is a predicted model, not a curated record. Gene Ontology annotation, cellular component: nucleolus; cytoplasm.